Messenger RNA from Lates calcarifer (barramundi perch), 6868 nucleotides. Its product is annotated as short transient receptor potential channel 4. The transcript is spliced from 15 exons. The record is from RefSeq and is a predicted model, not a curated record. Bases 897 to 3839 code for a protein of 980 amino acids. Gene Ontology annotation, molecular function: inositol 1,4,5 trisphosphate binding; protein binding; store-operated calcium channel activity. Gene Ontology annotation, biological process: manganese ion transport; calcium ion transmembrane transport; regulation of cytosolic calcium ion concentration. Gene Ontology annotation, cellular component: membrane; cation channel complex. NCBI's taxonomy places the organism in Eukaryota, Metazoa, Chordata, Actinopteri, Centropomidae.
UGUCAUCCCGGAUGUGUUUCUUGAGACAAGUAAAGCUGAAUGGAGGACUGGAAUUAUAUAAUUACGUAAAGUGUGAUGUUCGUUUGUUUGAGGAGAGGAGCAGGUCUGGCUGAGUUUCUUGUUUAGACGAUUGUUUCCCCGCUCGCAGUGCCACAGCGUUCAAUGCGUCUCCAAAUGCGCACGACCAAUCUGCAGCAGCGCUCCGCAGACCGCCUGCCAGGCAUCUGGCUGCUACGCGUUAAUUCCUGGAGGCGCCGCUUUUCGCUCAGUCACCCCCCAACAGGUGGAUAAAUCGAGUGGGCAAGAAAAUAUACCCUGGGGAAAACUGGACACGUUGCGGAACCAGGGGGGAAAAAAAAUCUUCAGAGGAAACUUCGUUGCAGCUUAUUUUUCGUCUCCUGGAUUUGUUGCGCGGUGAAUUGAAUGCAGUGUGUGCGCCGGUCUGCUACGUUUUUUUUUUUUUUUUUUUUACCCAAAUAAAGACCGGAUGGAAGUCGUGAUCAAAACUGACCGAAUCUGGAUCUACAGUAGGAGUACUGUCAAGUCUCCAAAAAUGAGGAAGGAGAAUGCAGGCUAGACUAAAAACCAAGAGAAAGACGGACUGGCAUCUUAAGGCGCCAACACAUUAACGAGCAGGGUCUUCAUGCAGACCCACACUGCAGUUUUCACAACUGAAGGAUGCUAAAUUCAAGAAGUUUAGGCGAAUGAUUUUUUUCAACAGCCAUAUGCUUCUUGUUUUAUUAGUCCUCAUGUGGUCACUGGAUAUUUUCUAAAGGAAGAACACUGAUCUCCCUGAGCGAAGUUCCAAUGCUCAACAUCCCAAAGUGUGGACUCCCCCUGUCUGGCAGCAGCUGUAGCAGUGUUAGCAGGGUGCUGGUGAGCUGAAGCCCAGGGAGAUGUCACAGCUUUACUAUCGGCGGACUGACAGCUCCUCGUACCGGGACCGCAUCCCGCUGAGAAUUGUGCGGGCUGAGUCGGAGCUGUCGCCUUUGGAGAAGGCCUACCUCGGAGCUGUGGAGAAGGGGGACUAUGCUAGUGUCAAACAGGCUCUGGAGGAGGCAGAGAUCUAUUUCAAGAUCAACAUCAACUGCAUCGACCCUCUUGGACGCACGGCUCUGCUGAUUGCCAUCGAGAAUGAGAACCUUGAGAUCAUUGAACUCUUGCUGAGCUUCAACGUCUACGUCGGCGAUGCCCUGCUGCACGCAAUCCGCAAGGAAGUGGUGGGAGCUGUGGAGCUGCUGCUAAAUCACAAGAAACCCAGUGGCGGCAUGCAGGUUCCUCCUAUCUUAUUGGACAAGCAGUUCUCCGACUUCACCCCUGACAUCACUCCUAUCAUACUUGCUGCACACACCAACAACUAUGAAAUUAUCAAGCUUCUGGUGCAGAAAGGCGUGUCUAUGCCGCAGCCACAUGAGGUGCGCUGUAACUGUGUGGAGUGUGUGUCUAGUUCAGACGUGGACAGCCUGCGACACUCGCGCUCUCGCCUCAACAUCUACAAAGCGCUGUCCAGUCCCUCGCUAAUUGCACUCUCCAGCGAGGACCCCUUCCUCACUGCGUUCAGGCUCAGCUGGGAGCUGCAGGAGCUCAGCAAGGUGGAGAAUGAGUUCAAAUCAGAGUAUGAGGAGCUGUCUCAGCAGUGUAAACAGUUCGCCAAGGACCUCCUUGACCAGACGAGGAGCUCUAGAGAGCUGGAGAUGAUCCUCAACUACAGAGAUGAUAUCAACUUACUGGAGGAGGAGGGCAACAAUGACCUGGCAAGACUCAAACUAGCCAUCAAGUACCACCAAAAAGAGUUUGUAGCUCAGCCAAACUGCCAGCAGCUUUUGGCAUCCCGGUGGUACGAUGAGUUCCCCGGCUGGAGGCGGCGACACUGGGCAGGGAAGUUCUUCACCUGUGUCUUCAUCGGCCUCCUCUACCCCGUGUUUGCCUUCUGCUACCUCAUCGCUCCAAAGAGUCGUUAUGGCCUCUUCAUCCGUAAGCCUUUCAUCAAGUUCAUCUGCCACACUGCGUCCUACUUGACCUUUCUGUUCCUGCUGCUCCUCGCCUCCCAGCACAUUGUCACCACUGAGCAGGACAGGCAGGAUAGACAAGGCCCCGCACCGACCACUGUGGAGUGGAUGAUCCUACCCUGGGUGCUGGGUUUCAUCUGGGCAGAGAUCAAGCAAAUGUGGGACGGUGGUUUCCAAGACUACGUCCACGACUGGUGGAACCUGAUGGACUUUGUCAUGAACUCUCUGUACCUGGCCACCAUCUCCCUUAAGAUUGUAGCCUACACUAAGUACAGUGGCAGUAAACCCAGGAACCAGUGGGAAAUGUGGCACCCAACCUUAGUUGCUGAGGCAGUGUUUGCCAUAGCAAACAUUUUCAGUUCCCUGCGCCUGAUCUCACUCUUCACAGCCAACUCUCAUCUGGGGCCACUGCAGAUCUCUCUUGGGAGAAUGCUGCUGGACAUCCUGAAGUUCCUCUUCAUCUACUGUCUGGUUCUACUUGCUUUUGCUAACGGGCUGAACCAGCUGUACUUUUACUAUGAGACCAAGGCUUCAGAUGAGAGGGGAAAAUGCAAGGGCAUCCGAUGUGUGGAGCAGAAUAACGCUUUCUCCACGUUAUUUGAGACCCUGCAGUCUCUCUUCUGGUCAAUCUUUGGCUUAAUCAACCUGUAUGUGACCAACGUGGACCCAGACCACCAGUUCACUGAGUUUGUUGGCGCCACCAUGUUCGGCACCUACAAUAUCAUUUCACUGGUGGUGCUCCUCAACAUGCUCAUAGCCAUGAUGAACAACUCCUACCAGCACAUUGCUGAUCAUGCAGACAUCGAGUGGAAGUUUGCCAGGACGAAACUGUGGAUGAGUUACUUUGAAGAAGGGGCCACUCUGCCGGCCCCGUUCAACAUCGUCCCCAGCCCCAAAUCAUUCUGGUACCUCAUGUGUUGGAUUAAGAGGCAGGUGUGCAAGAGGACAAACUCCAAACGCCCUGAAACCUUUGGAUCUCUUGGUAGGCGAGCAGCAGAGAAUCUGAGGAUAAACCAUCAGUAUCAGGAGGUUCUGAGGAACUUGGUGAAACGUUAUGUUGCCGCCAUGAUCAGAGAUGCCAAGACAGAGGAGGGCCUGACUGAAGAGAACUUCAAGGAGCUGAAACAAGAUAUCUCCAGUUUUCGAUAUGAGGUGAUGGGCAUGAUGAAAACAGGGAAGCCUGCUCUACAGGGGGCAAAGGCCAGCGGCAGCUCAGUGGAGUCCAGUCUUGCUUACCCCAAUUCCUCACUCAAGGUCUCCCCUUGCCCUCAGAGCAGCCAGGUGAAAAGCAAACUCAACAGAUUCAAGGUCAUCACCUCUAUCCUGAAGCAGGGCAGCUCUACAGCUUCACCCAGACCGCCUGAGGCCUCCAACGGUCUACCCAAUGGACUCCUGUCGGUGGAUUCUGAUGAGAGCCCCAGCGAAAAGUCAAGUCAGAGGAGAAACUUCCCCAAAGAUAUCACUGACUUUGGCCUUUUCCAGAAACGCCACUGGGACAGCAACGAAGCCACGUCAGGCACAGGAGAGAUUUCCAGAAACAUGUACUCUUUAUCAGAGGAGGCAGGUGAGUCUGGGGGCUCAGACGCAGAUGAGCAGGACAAAGGGCAUAGGUCUCGAGGUAAGGAUGAGGAAGAGCUCUUAAAGGGAGAAAAGGCAGAAAAGGCUGCAGUGACUGAGGCAGCGAAUGAGGAUAUCGAGGUCUCAAAUACCAACCGCAGCUCGGAGGAAGAUGGAGGAAAAGAAACUGAGGAAAAGGACAAAGAGACUUUAUCCUGCAGUGGCCCAGUAGCUGACGGAUGUUUGCCGGGGACAUGCAGAGAAGAAGCUUAAGACAUGGAGAUGCAUGAACACAACUACAGGCCACGUAAUGCUGGACUGAAGACAGAGACUGACAAUCAAUGUGAGGAAUGCCAUUGCAGACAUGUAUGCAUCAUUGUUUGUUUUGCAAAGAGUCUAACUUUUCCAGUAAUUACUAAACUAAUGAUCAGCUUUGAUCUUUGGAGACUCAGGGAGGCCAUUGGUUUAAGAGUUUUAAAAUGUUGUUAUAUUAGCAGAGGAGAUGCAGCAAAGGCAAGGUAAGGAGCUCUGUGUGAGCAUCGCAAGGAUUUAGAUUUUAGGAUAAAGUCAUUUCAGCUUAUCUUUUCCCUACAGAUGAUUGGAACGUAAUUAUUUCCUAAGACUGAUAAUUUCCUCUUUUUUUAAUUACCCCCCUCCUUCUUUGCCGUUAUCUGACAUGUGCCCUUCUUUUCAAGUUAUCCACAGUUAACCAUAUUCUCUCCUGUAUCAAUCUCUCUCUACCUCUUUUCCUUUCCUGUUUAUGUGUACAUUGCUUUAUCUCUCCCUAUCUUUACUCACUAGAGCAAUAGAUGUGUUCUGUUAUAGACCUGACUCUCUGCCUUAUUCUGUCUGUUUCUGCACUUUACACACUUUACACUGGCAUACAGUAUCUCAAAGAUGUGUCAAGCUCUGAUCAUGCAACAGCAACUCUGUCAAUGUUUUUCUAUGCAAAAACCUGGGAUUGCGAUUCUCACCAUUCUGAUGAGAACCAUGGCAUAUAUUCAGCAGUGGCACUUCAUAUAUUAGUAUUCUCAUACAUAUGAAGGUAUAUACAGAGAUAUACAGUAUACCAUACCAUACCAUUUAAAGCAACAUAUUAUUCGUGUUAUGUCACUCCUACAGAAAAUGAACUUGUUAUUUUGAAAAGAUAUACUGUUUUUAAGAGGUACCUUUAGACGUCAUGUUAGUUUGUAUGAAUGAUGAUAUAGAAAUUAAAGCAUAGAUCAGAAAUAAACCUAAAAAUACACUCUUUAAUUGGCCUUUUUUUUCUUUUGUUCAAGCAUGAAGACAACACUCAAACACUAUGAUGCUGUCAUGACGGGCCAACACGGUUGCACAUUGCUCUUGAGGAUUUUACUUUUAUUUUAUUCUAGAUUGCUGCUAAGUAGUUAAACAAUGAUUGCUAAGGCUUUUGUAGUCUUUCAUUCACACUCUCAUAAAUGUUUAUUGAUCCUAAAGAAGAUCUGUGAGAUACUCAAAAGAAGUCCUGUUUAUAUAUAUAUAAACAGUUGUUUAAAAAUUUUUUUUUUCUGUUUUCAUGGAUUUAGUCUGUCACGUUUAUGACCUUGAAAAAGUUUUAAAACCAUGGAAGCAAAACAAAAUAGAACCAGGACCUGAUGUUUUUCCAUUGAAGAUAAUGUAUGCAAACAAGGACUGUUAAUGGUUUAAUGGUUUUUCAUGUAAUUUACACAUUUCUAUGUGGUUGUCUAGUUGAUAAUCGAUCAGACAUGGUCUCUCAAAAUAAUGAAUCACUUCUAAUUUAAAAGACAGAGGUUCACUCCACUGCUGAGGCUUCAAAAUAAAAGCACAUACAUUUUCAUUUGCAUUGAGCUUCUUGGUUAGUUUAGAGAAGACAAACAAGGUAUAGGCCAAAGGUCAUCAGAAAGUUAAAAGCACGUCAUAUUAAAAAUCCCAAAUGAUAAAUUCAUACAAGAGUCUUUUCUCCAGCUAUUUAACUUUUUAUCUUGUAACUUUUCACUUUAAAAGUUUAAAAAGUUUAAAAGAUGAAAGAACAUUAUAAUGAUUGCAUUAUUAUGGAGUCACAUGAAGUUCUGCACAGAAUUACUAAAUCCUUUCAAGAGGCUUUUUCCCUUCUCCUCCACCAGUAAUCUGUCCAUUAACAGCUGACACAUCCUUCCAUUAGUUCUAACAGUCAGUGUAGCAAAACCACAAAGAGAGGACACUGCAAAUGUGUCCUUUAUCUGCCAGCAAUUUCCCACCACUUCAGCAGCUGCUCUUACACUGCCAUGAGCUGCCAUGAGCAGCAAGAGUUUGUUAAUCGAAAGUGCACUACAGUCAUUAUAUUAUAUUAUAUUAUAUUAUAUUAAUCUCAGAGUCUUUCUCAAUGAUUGGAGGAGCAGGAGAUUGAACCACCAACCCCUGUGAUUAUUAAUUACCACAGACCAGACAUUUUUGUUUUCUCUGCACUGAUAUUUUUCUGGCUGCUUUGCGUCACUGUCCUGUUUGUGUUAGUGGCCUGUAAUUUCUAUCAGUGAGCAAGUGACCAAGCAAGUGAAAAAGAGAUGAAAUAUUCAACAGAUGAUGAAACUGCUCCAUGUGUGAUCAAAAGGCUGAGCUGAAAUGCUCCUGGGGUUGUGAUGGAUCUUCCAGCAGCACUGAACCAGACUGUCACAGAUUCAGAAACAUGUGAAUAUAAAGUGCUCCAACUUACAUAUAUACAUGUUCAUACUCAUAUGUUAAAUGUUAGAAUCAUGUUUCAUUUAGUCAUAUUUGUAUUAUGUAGUGCAGUGUUAGUUCAAAAUACUGUUGUGUUACUCAGUUAUGACUGAACUGAUUCUGAACAUCCACAUUUCAGUUUAUGAAUUACAUGAAUUAUGAAUGUGACUGAAAUUUCCCCCAGGAAAAAAGAUCUGCUUAAGAUCCAUUUAAAUUUACAGUGCAUCUGAUGGAUCAGAAUGUAUUUGUAAAUAAAUAUAAUAGAUAAAGAUAAAAUCUGAUUCAUUUCUCUAGUUUUUGGAGAUCAUCUUACUGCUCCUUCGCUGUCAAAUAUGACAAAUAUGAUUCAAAAUUUAGAGAAUAUUUAACAACAUGAAGGACUCGUGGCCUUCAGGAGCUGUUACACCCUUUGUUCUACAGCAAAGGCCAAAAAAAAAAAGAAUAACUUGUGCUUGAGGCUCAGCCAGCAGUGGUAACAAGCUUAAGCAAAUGCCUGAACCAACACAACCACACACACACUCACAGUUGAUACAAUCACAGACUGUUAAUCCAAACAAAACAAAACUGUCCACACACAAGGUUCACAAUUCCAAACAGAUUUAUCCUAUUAAAGUGUAUAACAUGGA